Molecule: messenger RNA, 3562 nt
Organism: Otolemur garnettii (small-eared galago)
Lineage: Eukaryota; Metazoa; Chordata; Mammalia; Primates; Galagidae
Gene: NFKBIZ
Product: NFKB inhibitor zeta
Exons: 12
Coding region: 84-2243 (719 amino acids)
Biological process (GO): regulation of gene expression
Cellular component (GO): nucleus
Molecular function (GO): DNA binding; POU domain binding
Source: RefSeq, a predicted model, not a curated record
CAGCACGCCAGGGCCACAGUGGGAGGCAGCCGCGUGCAGCAAGCCAGGGCCGCUGGUGUCUGGGGGUCACCGAGCCCGGGAGCAUGAUCGUGGACAAGCUGCUGGACGACAGCUGCGGCGGAGACGGGCUGCUGGACGCGACCGGCGACUGCGGCCUCAUGACCAGCCCGCUCAACCUGGCCUAUUUCUACGGCGCGUCGCCGCCCGCCGCCGCCCCGGGCGCCUGCGACGCCAGCUGCUCGUCGUCGGGUCCCUCCGCGCCGGGCUCCCCGGGCUCCGGCUCUGACUCCUCCGACUUCUCCGCCUCGUCCGUGUCCUCCUGCGGGGCCGUCGAGUCCCGGCCCAGAGGCGGUGCCCGCGCCGAGCGCCAGCAAGUUGAGCCCCAUAUGGGGGUUGGCAGGCAGCAGAAAGGACCCUUUCAAGGUGUUCGCGUGAAAAACUCAGUGAAGGAACUCCUGUUGCACAUCCGAAGUCAUAAACAGAAGGCUUCUGGCCAAGCUGUGGAUGAUUUUAAGGCACAAGGUGUGAACAUAGAGCAGUUCACAGAAUUAAAGAACACAGUAUCAUACGGUGGGAAAAGGAAAGGGCCGGAUUCAUUGCCUGAUGGACCAGCUUGCAAGAGGCCAACUCUGCAAACCCAAUUUUUGACACCACCUCAAACACCAACGCCUGGGGAGAGCAUGGAAGAUGUUCUUCACAAUGAACCCAAACAGGACAGCAGUGCCAAUCUGCUUCAGAACAUUAUGAACAUUAAGAAUGAAUGCAGCCCAGUUUCCCUGAACACAGUCCAAGUUAGCUGGAUGAGCCCUGGGGGGUUCUCUCAGAGCUCCCCCCGAGAGCAGUGUCAGGACUUCCACGGAGGGCAGGUCUUCUCUCCACCUCAGAAAUAUCAGCCAUUUCAAGUCAGUGGCUCCCCACAAGUGAUGGACCAGGCUUCUGUGUACCAGUAUUCUCCACAGAGCCAGAAUGUAGAGCCGCAGCAGCAUUACUCCCACGACCCCACUCUGGAGUACAGUCCUUAUUCCAGAGCGUCCCAGUCCCCCAACUAUGAACCAAUCUUCUUUGAUGGUCAGACACCACAGUUCUGCCCAAACCAAAGUUUUUCUUCCCUUCUAAGUAGUCAUGGGCAAUCUGAGAAUAUUACUAAUCCCAUCCAGACUUCCUCCAGCGUUCAGCAACAAAACAAUGCUCACCUACAGAGCUUCAGCAUGAUGCCCAGCAGCGCCUGUGAGUCCAUAGGGGGCCACGAUAUGGCCUCCACCUCUUUAAAUACUUCGCUGCCCUUCCAAAACAUCAUCGGAAGUACAAUGAACACCACACAGUUAGGGAAAUCGUUUUUUCAGUGGCAAGUAGAACAGGAAGAAAGCAAAUUGGCAAAUAUUUCCCAAGACCAGUUUCUUUCAAAGGAUGCAGAUGGUGACACGUUCCUUCACAUUGCUGUUGCCCAAGGGAGAAGGGCACUUUCCUAUGUUCUUGCAAGAAAGAUGAAUGCUCUUCACAUGCUGGAUAUCAAAGAGCACAAUGGACAGAGUGCCUUUCAGGUGGCAGUGGCUGCCAAUCAGCAUCUCAUUGUGCAGGAUCUGGUGAACCUCGGGGCCCAGGUGAACACCACGGACUGCUGGGGAAGGACACCUCUGCACGUCUGUGCUGAGAAGGGCCACUCCCAGGUGCUUCAGGCAAUUCAGAAGGGAGCAAUGAGGAGCAAUCAGUUUGUGGAUCUUGAGGCAACUAACUAUGAUGGCCUGACGCCCCUUCAUUGUGCAGUUAUAGCCCACAAUGCUGUGGUGCAUGAACUCCAGAGAAAUCAACAGCCUCAUUCACCGGAAGUUCAGGAGCUUUUACUGAAGAAUAAGAGUCUCGUUGAUACCAUUAAGUGUCUGAUUCAAAUGGGAGCAGCAGUGGAAGCAAAGGAUCGUAAAAGUGGCCGCACAGCCCUGCAUUUGGCAGCUGAAGAAGCAAAUCUGGAACUCAUUCGUCUCUUUUUGGAGCUCCCCAGUUGCCUGUCUUUCGUGAAUGCAAAGGCGUACAAUGGGAACACUGCCCUCCAUGUUGCUGCCAGCCUGCAGUACCGGGUGACGCAGUUGGACGCAGUCCGCCUGUUGAUGAGGAAGGGAGCAGACCCAAGUACUCGGAACUUGGAGAACGAGCAGCCAGUGCAUUUGGUUCCUGAUGGCCCUGUGGGAGAACAGAUCCGAAGAAUCCUGAAGGGAAAGUCCAUUCAGCAGAGAGCUCCACCGUAUUAGCUCCUUAACCUGGAGCCUUGUGAGCAACACUCACUGUCAGUUAGGCAGUCCUGAUGUUAUCUGUACAUAGACCAUUUGCUCUGUAUUGGCAAAUGUAAGUUGUUUCUAUGAAACAAACCUAUUUAGUUCACUAUUAUAUAGUGGGUUAUAUUAAAAGAAAAGAAGAAAAAUAUCUAAUUUCUCUUGGCAGAUUUGCAUAUUUCAUACCCAGGUAUCUGGGAUCUAGACAUCUGAAUUUGAUCUGAAUGAUAAAAUUGCCUUCAAGUAACAGUAACUGUUAGAUAGGAAAAGACUGAUUUGUGGCACCAGUCAUUGCUGUUGUGUAGCUACUGCCAUGUUCAAAGUAGGUGAAUUGUAAACAUUUCCUUAAGAGAAAUGAAAGUAUUUGAAAGGCAAAAAGUGUUGAGGCUUUAUUUGGUCUGAUGUGGUACUUGGUGGUUAUUGGUGUUGGAAAGUUUCUAGUCAUUGGACUAGAAGAAAGGUGUCCAUGGUUAAAAUUUGAUCUUUGCAAACUGUAUAUAAGUGUUAUUUUUUGUCUUUAAAAAUAUUGUACAUAUUUGGCCAUUAACAUGGUUGUAUUUGAAAGAACAAGUGAAUUGUCACUAUUGUAAAAAAUUUUCAAAGGAACUGUUACUGCAUAAUCAUUCAGUUAAAGACUUUGUAGAUAAAAUAGAUGAUGAAUUGUUCCCUUAGUGGCUGAAAGAGCCAUUUUGAAUUGUAAAUGUGCCUUUUCUCAUGCAUUGAAAUGAGAUGCAUUAUUUGUAGGGAAUUGCAUGCUCUUGAAGACAACACCUUGUUCUCUUUUAGAGUUCUACCUUAGAAUUUAUGAAAUUUUUGUUUUUUACCUUUGUAAAAACAGCAAAAAGUUGAUAUUAAAACAUGUCUUCCUCUUUUAUAUUGUCAAAUGAUGAUAAUAUGCCAUGAUCUUUUAUAUUACUGUUCAGAAAAAAAAUGUUUUAUUUUUUAGUAACAUUAAUUCUAUUAACAUUAUUUUGCUUACCUGUGGCAUGUCUGAGGAACAUAGUUGGCUUUGAUUACACACUAAUUUUUCAUAAUAAAUUUGACUCAUACAAACUUUAAAAAAAAAUGAUAAGUCUCUCAAGCAACUGACUAUAACUUACCAUCUUUGUGGCUCAGUACUUAAAUUCUUUUUAAAAAGAUGUCUUUUGGACUGAUCACAUUGUUUGACCCAGUAUGUCUUGUGGACAAAUUACUGAUAGUCACUUGGUAUCUGUAAAUAUGUUGUGAUGCAAACAUGUCCAUUCACACUGGAAACACUCAUGCGUGGUUUUAAAUAAACAUUAAUUCACUAAUAAUGA